GUCCUGUAAGCGGUUCAUCUGUCACCCGUAAGGCAAAUGGGUGCUCCAGUGCUCACCAACGCCAGGUCGCCGCCCUUGGUGCUUUCCACCUGAGUUCCUCGUCGUCGGGGAAGUCCGCCGAGGGAAGGUGGGGAAGAUUCCAAUUCGAAGAAGCCUGUAAGAGCGGCAGGUAAAAUUAAGGAAUCUUGCAACAAUUUCUCGAUUGGAUGUCUGUGAUGAAUGCCUUGCUCGUUCUGUCUACGGGUGAGAAAAAGAGAAACGUUUUCCAGGAUGCUUGAUAUAAUCAGGUUGUAGAGUUGGAACAGGAGAAAGGUGCCACUGGAGUGGUAGAUCUGAACAGGGGAGUGAAGUUGGGAAUAUGGGAUCUGUUUCCUCUUGCUUGCUUGAAGAGGAUACUGAGGAAUAUCAACAUUCAAGUGCUUCGGUUUUCAGAAGCUGCAUCUGCCUCAGAUGCUUGGCUCAGCAAUUGAUAAGCGUGUACACUGCAUUAUUUUCAAGAGAGGAAGUGCAUGCCGCUCCAUCUUUGCGGGAAAGAGUUCCUGUUGCAUCUCCAUCACUAAACAUUAAUGACUCUAUUCCUGACACGUACAAUGCUCCGCCCAGGCCUGUACCUUAUGAUGAUCCUAUAUUCUCCCAGCUUCAGCAUGAUGGGCUUAUCUCAAGGCACGAUAAAAUCUUAAGCCAUUUCCAUGAGGAGUCUGAACCAUUUAUAAACAACAAUGAUAAUGAGGCAGAAUUGAAAACAGAAGGCAAAUGUAAGUCAAUCUUUGACGGAGGAUAUAAAUUUGGUCAGCCAGAGUCCUCACUAAAGCGCUUCUCUGCAGAACCCAGAAAAGAAAUAAUGAAUAACUUUCCUUAUGAGGAUGAGGAUGUUUGUCCAACAUGUCUUGAAGAUUAUACUUCUGAAGACCCCAAGAUUACAAUGCAAUGCUCUCAUCAUUUCCAUCUUGGUUGUAUAUAUGAGUGGAUGGAGAGAAGUGAUGCAUGUCCUGUUUGUGGCAAGAUGAUGGUAUUCAAGGAAGCAACAUGAUCACUCCAUGAACUCCGUGUGCCAAAGUUUGUAUAUAUCCAUAAUGUAAGUCUUCAUCGGUGGAUGUUUUAAAAUGACAAGGAACUCGCACGGCUUGCGCUCGGGUGGAGAGUUUUACAUAUUAGGCUCGAUAUUGUACAUGAAGUCCAUUUAAGAAAAAUCUCCUGUCGGAAGUUGUCCGAUAGUGGAAAAAGAUGAGCAUGUCAAUCUGAUGACUCCUCCGUGUUGCCAUUUUAUAGCACUUGCAUCGUCAAGUCUGUGAUAAGUGAAAACAAUACAUAGGAGAGGAUCACUGCUCGAGUUUUCUCUUUA
Musa acuminata AAA Group (dessert banana) is the source of this 1342-nucleotide messenger RNA. Its product is annotated as E3 ubiquitin-protein ligase At3g02290-like. The coding region runs from base 359 to 1030 and encodes 223 amino acids. The transcript has 5 exons. Gene Ontology annotation, molecular function: ubiquitin-protein transferase activity. Lineage: Eukaryota; Viridiplantae; Streptophyta; Magnoliopsida; Zingiberales; Musaceae. The record is from RefSeq and is a predicted model, not a curated record.